AUGAGCGGCGGCGGCGGCGGCUCCUCGGCACCCGGCCGCUUCGCCGACUACUUCGUCAUCUGCGGGCUGGACACCGAGACCGGGCUGGAGCCGGACGAGCUCUCCGCUUUAUGCCAGUAUAUACAGGCCUCUAAAACCCGAGAUGGUGGCAGCCGUUUCAUUUCCAGUGCAGCAGAAGGGGAAAACUUUGAGCAGACUCCGUUAAGACGCACAUUUAAAUCCAAAGUUCUUGCUCGCUAUCCUGAGAAUGUUGAAUGGAACCCUUUUGACCAGGAUGCAGUGGGAAUGCUGUGUAUGCCUAAAGGGCUUGCUUUCAAGACACAAGCAGAUUCCAGAGAACCUCAAUUCCACUCUUUUAUUAUUACUCGUGAAGAUGGCUCGCGGACCUUUGGAUUUUCUCUCACGUUUUUUGAGGAAGUCACUAGCAAACAGAUCUGCAGUGCAAUGCAGACGUUGUAUCAUAUGCACAAUGCUGAAUAUGACAUUCUUCAUACUCCACCCACCAAUGACAAGGAGAGCUGCAGCAGCACUGGGGACUGCAAUGGCACCUCUGUCUCAAAGCUACAGCGAUUUAACUCCUAUGACAUCAGCAGAGACACUCUCUAUGUCUCAAAGUGCAUUUGUCUGAUUACGCCAAUGUCUUUCAUGAAAGCCUGUAAGAAAGUUCUUGAACAACUUCACCAAGCAGUGACUUCACCUCAGCCACCACCACUACCUUUAGAAAGCUACAUCUACAAUAUUCUCUAUGAGGUUCCUCUUCCUCCAGCAGGAAGGUCUUUGAAAUUUUCAGGUGUUUAUGGACCAAUUAUCUGCCAGAGGCCAAGCACCAGUGAACUACCGUUGUUUGAUUUUCCGGUUAAAGAAGUUUUUGAAUUGCUUGGAGUAGAAAAUGUGGUUCAGCUCUUUACCUGUGCCCUUUUGGAGUUUCAGAUACUGCUUUAUUCACAGCAUUAUCAGAGGCUGAUGACUGUGGCAGAGACCAUCACAGCACUGAUGUUUCCAUUUCAGUGGCAGCAUGUGUAUGUUCCUAUCCUUCCAGCAUCCCUCCUUCAUUUUCUAGAUGCUCCUGUCCCUUACCUCAUGGGCUUGCACUCUAAUGGACUGGAUGAUAGGUCUAAACUGGAACUUCCUCAAGAGGCUAACCUGUGCUUUGUGGAUGUAGACAACCAUUUCAUCGAGCUGCCAGAAGACCUACCCCAGUUUCCAAAUAAACUUGAGUUCAUUCAGGAAAUUUCAGAGAUACUGAUGGCUUUUGGAAUUCCACCUGAGGGAAACCUGCACUGCAGUGAAAGUGCCUCCAAGAUGAAGAGCCUCAGAGCAUGUGACCUGGUUUCUGAUAAAAGAAAUGGGAACAUAGCAGGAUCACCUCUGAAUUCCUAUGAGCUGCUAAAGGAAAAUGAGACUAUUGCAAGGCUCCAAGCACUUGUUAAAAGAACAGGUGUGAGUCUAGAAAAGCUGGAGGUGCGAGAGGAGACGAGUAGCAAAAAGGAUCUUAAAAUUCAGUGUGAUGAAGAAGAAUUCAAGAUUUACCAGCUGAACAUUCAGAUUCGGGAAGUUUUUGCCAACCGCUUCACACAAAUGUUUGCAGAUUAUGAAGUGUUUGUCAUUCAGCCCAGUCAGGACAAGGAGUCCUGGUUUACAAACAGAGAACAGAUGCAAAACUUUGAUAAAGCUUCUUUCUUGUCUGACCAGCCUGAACCUUACUUACCUUUCCUCUCGAGAUUCCUGGAGACCCAAAUGUUUGCAUCCUUUAUUGACAAUAAAAUAAUGUGCCACGAUGAAGAUGACAAAGACCCUGUUUUGAGAGUUUUUGAUUCCCGGGUGGAUAAAAUCAGGCUGCUGAAUGUCAGGACACCGACUCUGCGCACAUCUAUGUACCAAAAGUGCACAACCAUUGAUGAGGCUGAGAAAUCUAUUGAAUUAAGGCUGGCAAAAAUAGAUCACACUGCAGUUCACCCACACUUGCUGGACAUGAAAAUUGGACAAGGGAAAUACGAGCUUGGAUUUUUUCCUAAGCUUCAGUCUGAUGUUUUAUCCACUGGUCCAGCAAGCAACAAGUGGACAAAGAGGAAUGCUCCUGCUCAGUGGAGGCGGAAGGACAGACAGAAGCAGCACACGGAGCACCUGCGUCUGGACAAUGACCAGAGAGAGCACCUGGACUUUUCCAUGUCAGAGCUUCAGUUGCAGUUAUGUUUAGACUGGGACCAGCAUGAUUGGCCCUUCAUGCCCUCUAUAAAAUCUGUGUCAGAGCAUUAUCUGAAAUACAUCCAAGAAGCCAGGAAUCUGGGCAGCACCAUUCGGCAGCCCAAACUCUCUAACCUCUCUCCAUCAGUAAUUGCACAAACAAACUGGAAGUUUGUGGAAGGCUUGUUGAAGGAAUGCCGAAAUAAGACUAAGAGGAUGUUGGUUGAGAAAAUGGGUCGAGAAGCUGUGGAGCUUGGUCAUGGCGAAGUGAAUAUCACAGGAGUGGAAGAGAACACCCUGAUAGCCAGUCUGUGUGACCUUUUGGAAAGAAUAUGGAGCCACGGUCUGCAAGUCAAACAGGAUAGAAGCUGUACUGCUUUCGUCUUAGAAGACAGAGCAUCAGUUUACUCUUCUUCAACCCAGAUUUGGGCCUUUCAGACCACCAGACGGCCAACCCUUCAUAAGGGAAAGUCUGCUUUGUGGUCUCAUCUGUUACAUUACCUAGAAAACAGACAAAGAAGAACUACAUCAGGCAGCUUCAGUACAUCAGGAAUACUUCUUGAGUCAGAAAGACGAAAGUCUGAUACAAGUCCAGCCAUGUCACCUCUCAGAAUCUCUCUUAUACAGGAUAUGAGGCAUAUCCAGAAUAUAAGUGAGAUCAAAACAGAUGUUGGCAAGGCCAGAGCCUGGGUUCGCCUCUCUAUGGAAAAGAAGUUGCUUUCUAGGCAUCUGAAACAGUUGCUUUCAGAUCAUGAACUCACAAAAAAACUCUACAAGCGUUACGCGUUCCUCCGCUGCGAUGAUGAGAAAGAACAAUUCUUGUAUCAUCUCCUGUCAUUCAAUGCUGUUGAUUACUUUUGCUUUACCAAUGUUUUCACAACAAUCUUGAUACCAUACCAUAUAUUGAUUGUUCCCAGCAAGAAACUCGGUGGCUCAAUGUUCACAGCCAAUCCUUGGAUCUGUAUUUCGGGAGAACUGGGUGAAACAGGAGUCCUGCAGAUUCCCAGGAAUAUAUUGGAAAUGACUUUUGAGUGCCAGAACCUGGGAAAACUGACCACAGUGCAAAUAGGACAUGAUAAUUCAGGGCUGUAUGCCAAGUGGCUUGUGGAAUAUGUUAUGGUCAGAAAUGAAAUAACAGGGCAUACUUACAAGUUUCCCUGUGGAAGGUGGCUCGGGAAGGGCAUGGAUGAUGGCAGCUUAGAGAGGAUCCUGGUGGGAGAGUUGCUGACUUCCCACACUGAGGCUGACGAGCGGCAGUGCCGAACCCCUCCCCUGCAGCAGUCUCCAAGCAUGAUCAGGAGAUUUGUCACUAUCUCACCAAACAAUAAGCCAAAGUUAAAUACUGGUCAGAUACAAGAAGCUAUUGGUGAAGCUGUUAAUGGUAUUGUCAAGCAUUUCCACAAGCCAGAGAAGGAGAGAGGCAGCCUGACCCUGCUGCUGUGUGGAGAAAGUGGGCUUGUUUCAGCUCUUGAGCAAGUGUUCCAGCACGGAUUUAAAUCACCGAGACUCUUCAAGAACGUCUUCAUUUGGGAUUUUUUAGAAAAAGCACAAACAUACUACGAGACCCUUGAGCAGAACGAGAUGGUCCCAGAAGAGAACUGGCAGACAAGGGCCAGGAAUUUCUGUCGCUUUAUCACUGCUAUCAACAACACCCCUAGAAACAUUGGGAAGGAUGGCAAGUUUCAGAUGCUGGUGUGUCUUGGAGCCAGAGACCACCUUUUGCACCACUGGAUCGCCCUGCUUGCAGACUGCCCCAUUACAGCCCAGAUGUAUGAGGACAUAGCCCUGAUUAAGGAUCACACGCUGGUGAAUUCUUUGAUUCGGGUGCUGCAGACCUUGCAGGAGUUCAACAUCACUCUGGAGGCAUCUCUUGUCAAGGGCAUCGACAUCUGACCUCCCUCCUGUCCCACAAGAAAAACUGUCUUUACAAACACAAAAAAAGCUACAAGGAGUGAAUCUCGUUAGUAUGCAAAAGUUCUGUCUUGCCAGUACAUUGUAUCGUGAACUUGUUCAUGGCCCAAAAAUGCAACUUUGACUUUUCUUGAAGGAAACUCCAGAAAUAGUACAGGCAAAUGGAUAGAAGCUGUAAACUCAAUGUAAAAAAGAGGAUUUUGGUAUAAAUCUAUUUUAGAGUUUAUUUGCUGAUUUGCUUUUUACACACUUUCAUGUGAAAGAGAUAGAGAUGAGUAUUGUGCAGCUUAUUUUAAAGCUGCAGUAUUUCCUUGCCAUAGAAAAUGUGCAGUGAGCCUUUCAGCAUUCUGUGAACUUGCCUUCAGAUAUGCUGUAUGUCAUAGACCCCAGUGUAUACACUCCAUUUCUGCUGAGAAGGUCAUUCUAUAGUUUUUAAACUAAUAUUUUAUAUAUUAACAUUAUUACCAAGGUUUGAUUUUUAAGGUGUUGGGUCAUGUUCUGCUGCAAGGGAACUACAGAUCUAAUCUGUGCUUUUUUUUAAUAGCUCCAAAGCACUGAUUUGUCGACAAUUUUUUUUCCUUUAUUUUUGUUGUCAGUAUUAUUUUUAGUGAAAUCCAGGAGACUGAAAUAUGAAAUGUCCAGAGAUCAAAGUAAUAUUUUUCUUAUUGGUACGUAAUUGCACAGAAGAAGAAGAAAUUAAGUCUGUUUUUAACUGAUGUUUUUUUAUUUAUUUAACCUAUCAUUGUGUUUUGUAAGUUUGUCUUUAAAAAAAUCUUCUGUGAUACAACUGGCUAUAUUACGUUGCAAUUCAGAAUUUACAGUGUAGCCCACUUAAAUGAAAAAUUUGGAAUAAUUGUUCAUAAUACAAGAACAUUUCCCCUGAAACCAGCCUUUUGAAGCUUGGUUAUAUGGCUGCUGCUGGUAAUUCUCUUAACUGCUAAUAAAGAGGAACACGAGUUCCCCAGAUGCCAGAUGACUAAAUAAAGAUCUUUAUGCCCCAUCUGAAAUAACAAACAGUAUACCUUGCUAACAAGUAUAAGGAUUUCUUAAUGUUUCUGAAAAGACAGUGGUAUUAAGGUUUUUUUCUUUUCCUUUUGAGUGCAUAUGUUGUCACAGUCUGCUUUAUUUGGGAUGCUUUUGUUUUUAGCAAAGAAAGUUUAGUCCAUUUCUACUAUGAAACACAAACAUUUUGGAAGCUUAAUUUAUUGGAGAUCUGGAACUUGGCAAAUGCCUAAAGGCAUCUCUGUUCAUUUGAAUCCUUGAUAAAAAUCUCUUUGAAAUGAAUAUGGGACUUAAGAACAGGCUGAUUUAUCAGCAUCACAAAUGACUGUAUGGAAGUUCAGGGCUGUGUAUUUAAGAGGUCUCCACUGUAUAAACUUCUCUCAGUAUUGUCUCUCUUUGGAGAAGCAGAGUCCAAGUUUUUUGGUUCAUACAAUGUUGUAGCACUUUUAUUUUACCUACAGCUUAGUCACAUCUUGUGAUAGUUUUAUUUCCAUAAUUUAUGAAUAUAGAACAUGUAUUAAAUUUUUGACUAUUUUUACUUUUGUCCUAUUUAUUUCAUUAUUAAACGGAGAAGUUCCUUUGUCACUACUUAACAGAGCAAGAUUCUUCUUUGAUUUCACAGUAGCAUUAGGGAGAUGUGAGGGCAAUGUCUGAGCCACUCCUCACAUGGGGUGGGUGCAAAUUCUUUCACAGCUUACAGUACUCUUUUGGUUUGUUUUUUGUGGUGGUUUUUUGUUGGUUUUUUUGUUGGUUUUUGCUUGUUUGUUUUCUUUCCAGCUCUGGAAGGGCAAAAAUUAAAACAAACCAGUUGUACUGCAUUCUAAGAAUUUCAUUUAUUCAACUUAAUAUGUUAGUAUAAUCUUUUUACACCUGCCCUAAAUUGUUAAUGCAUUAAUAAUAACAAAAAAAUGGUUUUGUUUUGUUUUGGUUUUUUUUGUUCAUUUGUUUUCUUUUGUUGUUGCUGUUUUUGUUUCAGCUAUCUUGAAAAUUACUUUACUUAGCCUGUAUAUUUCACAAGGAAUAUUAAGUAAGAAAGGAAGGUUCCAUAUUUUGACCUUAACAGAUGAGUUGAUCCUGUUAAAGCCAUAUAUCUCAUAGUAUUAAGGAUGGAUUAAUUUUAUCUUGCAUGAGGUAAUUACCCUGAGCUAAGAUUCUUUUAUUAUUUUUUUUUUUCCUCCUUGCACAAGUUCACCUAGAGAGACACGAUACCAUUGGUUUCGUGGCUGUUUUUGUGUGGGUUGUUUUGCCCCCAUGAGGACAGUUUGAGAUACGUGGGCUGGGCAGAGGCUGGGAUUUGGUGAUGGCCAAGGGUGGGCUCCUUGGCUGGCUCAUGGGAACGAUGCUGUCCAUCAGUGAGAACACCCUGAGUGCUGGCUGUCCAGUGCAAGAGGAAGACACAGAGAUCGUCAUCGGCUCCUAGGUUAUUCUGUUCUCACAGAAAAAACCAGUUUGAGACAGACCUUCCUCUUCCUCCUCUCACAGGGGGCCAGUGCUUAAUCCUGUUAGGGCUCAAAGCACCUUCUGCUAUGGACUUCCAAGUCUGGAGGGAUUUGCUGUGCUGAGGGAGCAGUAGAAGGUUCUGAGAUGCAGCAGGAGGCAAGCUGGUUUUGUUAGCUCCAUAGGCAACCGAGGAAGAGCAAGAUAGCAAUACAGCCUGUGCCAGGAUUUUGGGAAGAGAUUUGGCUGGCAUGUGUAAGAGCAGUCCAGUCUGUAGGAGCAGCCACAAUGCCUGUUCACCACUCACUUCUCUCAUGGCUGUUCCUAGCAGCAGUCUCACAGGAUAAGGUUAUGAUCCAGCAUUUGCUCUUGCCAUGCCAUUCUACUGAACUUUAUAGGCGUAGUCAGCACCUUUUUAUCCAGAACUUGGUAAAAUCCUUCUCCCUUUGUUCAGAGUAAUGCAGUUUUAACUUCUUUUCCUGUUACUUUUCCAAACUAAGAGGGCAGGUUUGGUAGGUACAGUGUGGCUGUGCUGUUCUGUUGUUCAGAGGGGAUGUUUUGGUAACAGUUAAUGAGAAAAGAUCAUCUUUGUAACAACGUGCAUUCGUUCUGGAGAGAGAAAUGCAGUGAUAAAAAAUUAAGCAGUUCAUCGUGCAGUAAAUGCAUAGUGCUAAACUGGCCAAACAUGUUUACAGGCUCAUAACCUGAUUAGAGAGGGAAAAAUAGACUAUCACCUAUCAAUUAUUUAGGCCUCUUUGGUUAAUGCUCCAAUGAUACUUUAUACAAAAAGAAAAUGCAAAAUAAUAAAGACUUGGUUUAAAUGUAAUUAAAUACUAUGAUGAUAAGUUUAUACAAAAUAAAAUAAUAAAAAAAAGCCUUUACCUGCCACAAACUUUAACCACCUGAUAUUCUGUAGCUGAAAAUGUAUUUGUGAACUGGAGACUAUUCCACAACUUUUAUCAUUACAAAGAGUAUUUUUCAAACUGUUCAAAUGGGACUUAUUAGCUGGAUGAUCCAUACUUUUUAUGUGUUUUAAAUUCAUGAAUAUGUUAAGAUUUCUGCAGUGAAACUAUUCAGAGUUAACUUCUUCUGUAUAUUGUCAAAUGAAUUUUGUCCGUAGUGAAGAGACUAUAGGAUACUUGAAAAUACUUGAAGAAAUUGUACACGUACUCCACAUCUUUGUAGCUCUUCAUUUCGUACCUAGAGAUUGGCUGUUAAACUAAGAUAAAGCAUCACUACCUUAUAAACUAUAUAUUUU
Molecule: messenger RNA, 7792 nt
Organism: Cinclus cinclus
Lineage: Eukaryota; Metazoa; Chordata; Aves; Passeriformes; Cinclidae
Gene: DENND5A
Product: DENN domain containing 5A
Exons: 25
Coding region: 1-4077 (1358 amino acids)
Molecular function (GO): small GTPase binding; guanyl-nucleotide exchange factor activity
Source: RefSeq, a predicted model, not a curated record